AUGUCUGGUUUAUUCAAUUUGUCAUUGAAUAAAAUUCUUCUCUUAUUAAUCAUUUGUUCAAUAUUUGAAAUAAAUGAAAGUCGUUUUGUUUGGGAUUUUGGUUCUUAUUGUUUAAAUUAUUGUGCAAAAACAAAAUUUAAAUUAACUCCUGUAAGUAUUUGUUCAUGUCAAUGGAUUUCAUCAAAUUAUCGACGAUCACCAUUUCAUACAAUAUUAAAUAAUAACAAUAAUAAUGUUCCUUUUAAAAUAAAAUAA
Adineta steineri is the source of this 255-nucleotide messenger RNA. NCBI's taxonomy places the organism in Eukaryota, Metazoa, Rotifera, Eurotatoria, Adinetida, Adinetidae. The record is from the annotation of a GenBank genome assembly.